Messenger RNA from Histoplasma capsulatum G186AR, 1326 nucleotides. RefSeq lists its product as uncharacterized. The record is from RefSeq and is a predicted model, not a curated record. NCBI's taxonomy places the organism in Eukaryota, Fungi, Ascomycota, Eurotiomycetes, Onygenales, Ajellomycetaceae. Bases 1 to 1326 code for a protein of 441 amino acids. The transcript is spliced from 3 exons.
AUGAAGGUUAAGGAUCAGACCUCCUUCACAAACACAGUUCAAACACAGUCAAACAGAGCCGUGAUCAAGCAAUUUAACUUACCGAACAAACUUCAGCCUAUUCCCAACAAUCUAAGUUUCCCGGCUGAACAGCUUGCCGUUCAAUUUUUCUUCUCCAUUUUCCACAGCCCGGAUGAUGCUCGUGUGCGGACACCAUACCUGGAUUUCUUCCCUUCUGCAUUUCGAAAUUCAAGUCCAGACUCUGUCAUUUAUCUUUCCACCCUUUCUGUUGCGUGUUCCGCUGUCGGCUCACUAUGUGGCUUAACAAGAGAGAAGCGGCUAGGGGACAUGUACUUCUACAAAGCCAUCUCGGCAGUGAGGAGGGCUCUUGAAAAUGAGGCAACAAGAGAGAAUGACGAAACACUUAUGGGUAUAUUACUGUUGAGGAUAUACGAUGUUCUACAAGCUGUUAAGCAAUCAAAACAGGUGGUUUCAAUACAUUCACGUGGUGCUGCAGCGUUAGUACGACUCCGUAGCCAGAAGAGAGCUAUGAAUAGGCUAUCUAUCGAUUUAACGAAUUCAGCUCGGCUUGAGCUUAUGGCAAUGUCCGUAUGGAAUGGGGAGCGAGCGGCCGACAUUGUGAAUGAGGAGUCGCUGCUUCCUUCAGACUACCAUCCCUUGACUCGGUUGGUCUUCCUAGGUGCUAGGGCACUGGCUUUACAGAACCGAUUUAAUAGACUUCGCCUUUCCACCACUAAAAGUGAUAUAUUUCUCCAGCUCCUACAACAAGCAAUCGCAGUCGACAGCGAUAUCCAGAGCUGGCUUAUAUCAUUAUCCGAUAUAUGCUUCCCGGGCAAGGCAAGCUCGUCUCCCAACAGCGGCGAACCGAUAUUUUUGGGCGAGGGCCCAGAUGCCCUUACUAAAAAGGAGUCCUUUAUCCAUAUACUGAAUCGUUACCGCACAUCACGGCUGAUGGCACAGUACGUGAUUUCAGGUUGUGUAUCUCAACUUGACCAACCAGAGCUACAUGUACAACUUGAGCGAUCAAGAGCGAUUAUUCAGGAUCUUGCUGAUGGCAUUUGCGCCACUCUUCAGCUCUAUCAGUUGGACAAUUACGAGACUUCGCUACAUUCGGCCGUAUCUCUUCAUUCUCCAGACCGUGUUCUUCAGUUUCGACUGAGGAUGGCGACAAGAACGUGGACGCUCUUGCCGUACCUUACUUUCAUUGCCACCCAAGGGUUUAUCUUGCGCGAAGGCCAGGUCGAAUGGAUUCAGAACAAGAUAGCUCAAAUCCACUCUUUCUAUCAAGAAUGUGAGUCAACUCCAAUUACUCGAGGCACAGCUUGA